Molecule: messenger RNA, 1751 nt
Organism: Talpa occidentalis (Iberian mole)
Lineage: Eukaryota; Metazoa; Chordata; Mammalia; Eulipotyphla; Talpidae
Gene: HSD17B2
Product: hydroxysteroid 17-beta dehydrogenase 2
Exons: 5
Coding region: 150-1301 (383 amino acids)
Molecular function (GO): oxidoreductase activity
Source: RefSeq, a predicted model, not a curated record
UCCAGGCUCUUUCAAAGUGUGCCUGGGUGGUUUUUCCCCGCCCGCUUUUUGCAGCUCUCCGUUCAUAAAACCCAGGCUGCCUCCAGCCUGCCUUUACCCACUGCACUUGCUGGCCCUGAGCUCACAAAGGUGUGGGGAACUCUCCGAGAAUGAUCACUUUCUGGCUUUGCCUGGCUGUCACUGCAGCUAUCGGAGGAACAAUUCUUUGCAAACUCAAGAAGAGCCCAGGGCAGAUGGGGAGAAAGAUGGUCUGCCUGGUGGGCCUGGGGGGAGGGGCUUGCCUACUCAGCCUGUCCCUCUUUUGGGGCUCAGUCAUCUUCUCCCUGUCCUGUUUCCUCACGUGCACUUUCUUCUCUGGCCAAGAGUUGUUACCUGUGGAUCAAAAGGCAGUCCUGGUCACAGGAAGCGAUUCCGGGAUUGGCCAUGCCUUGUGCAAGCAUCUGGACCAGCUGGGUUUCACUGUAUUUGCUGGAGUUCUGAAUGCACAGGGCUCAGGAGCAGAAGAAUUGCGGAGAACCUGCUCCAAGCACCUCACCGUGCUCCAGCUGGACAUCACUGUCCCAGAGCAGAUAAAAGAUGCCUACAGCAAAGUGGUGGAGAAGGUGCAGAACAAAGGUCUGUGGGCUGUGAUCAACAAUGCCGGGGUCUUUUGCUUACCAGGCGAUGGGGAGCUCAUUCCCAUGAAAGGGUACACACAAUGCAUGGCUGUGAACUUCUUUGGGGCAGUAGAAAUCACCAAGGCAUUUCUGCCUCUUCUUAGGAAAUCCAAGGGGAGGCUGGUGAACGUCAGCAGCAUGGCAGGAGGGGUCCCCAUAUCAUGGAUGGCAGCAUACAGCUCAUCCAAGGCGGCUCUGACCAUGUUUUCAUCAGUCAUGAGACAAGAACUUUCCAAAUGGGGAGUUAAAGUCUCUGUUAUCCAACCUGGGGCCUUCAAAACAAAUAUCUUAGGCACGAGUGACAUGUGGAACAAGAUGGAGAAGGAUAUUCUGGACAAUCUCUCACCUGAUGUACAGGAGGACUAUGGCCAGGACUAUAUUUUGCGUCUACAGAAUUGUGUCAAGUCUAUGGAACAGAAAGCCGACUCGGACCUCUCCCCGGUGCUCCUGGACAUCCAGCAUGCUAUCUCUUCUAAGAGCCCCUGUGCAUUUUAUUCACCAGGGAUUUUUUCUUUUGUGUGCCUCUGCUUCAUUAAUUUUAUCCCGACUAGCAUAUUUGAUCAUUUCUCCCAAAAAGUGUUUGAUUUCAAAGAGAUCAUGCCCAGAGCUCUAAGGAGGUCUGACUGGAAGAAUAAAGCCAUGUAGGCAAAGUGGUGGGAAAUGCUGUGAAUGCAAGGGAAGCCUGAGCUCCUCAAGGGAACUUCCCCCAGGUACUUCCCAAGAAGUACCACUUUGGCGUAUAGAUCAUUUUGACCUAAGGUCAAGCAAGGCUUGACAGGAACUCUUGCAGGCUCAAGAGGAACUUUUACCACUCUCAUAAACUACCCAGAAGAAUGGAAAUUAGGGGGUAUUACCCAGAUUUAGGGUUAUCUCCAGAAAUAAGCUUUUUAUUUGAGAAACCCAUCUAGAUAGAGAUGUAAAACACAGUUACAGAGCAUCUGCUCCAUCUGCCUUGUGAGUCCCCUCCUUGCAUCUUGAAACCCAAGGUCUCUAACCCAUUCCUUAGCUCAGGAUAAAUAUCCCUAUUUAUCCCAUUUACUUUAGAAUUUAUACCUAUGUAGAUUAUCUGUAUAUACAUACGCAAUUAAAUUUACU